CAGCAUCUCGCAUGCCAUCCACUUUUCUUUCACAACUUGCUGCUUGGCACCAUUCCAGCAUUCUUUUGAAAAGUUUCAGAAUCCCCAUGUUCAGGCCGGUUUCCGGCCUUGGGUACAAGUUGCAAACAUUCUUUCAAGCUGCAAUCGAAAUUGUAAGCUAGACGUAGUCUUAUGGCCGGCACCAGUUUUGUGCGAGCUGGUCAGUCCGGAAAGGCUUCUCUGCCUGGAACCAAGCCGGGUCGUCAUGGCCAAACCCUUGUGUCCACAGGGAUCCAGGAGCUAGACCAUCUACUGGGAGGUGGCCUGCAGCUGGGGACUUUGACACUGUUGCUGACUGAUGGUUGGGCGCCUCAUUUGCACGAGCUGCUUCUGAAGCACUUGAUGAGUCAGGCAGUGGCCCAUGCCCAGCCUCUUCUAUAUGCAAGUACCCACCCCCUGCCUGCAGACUUUCUCACCCGCCUUCCCGUGGUCACAGAGAAAAGGGAAGAAGAUGCAAAGGAAGCCCCUGCUGCUUCUGGGGUCCAGGAGGGUCAGUCAGGCCUGCGUAUUGCCUGGCAGUACCAACGAUACCUGGACGAGCAAAAGGCACUUGAGGAGCGGCGCACUCGGCAGCGGGAAGCAACGGCGUCGGCCACCGCGAGCACCGAUGAGGCGAUGCCUUCCCUUCACAGCUCUUUCUCUCGGCCUACUGUGCGCUCGGCGUUCAAAGCAAGCUCAAGGCCAGAGGCGCCCCCCCCCCUCGACUUCUGCUCCUCCUUCGACCUCCGAAAGCAGCUCGGGAAGGAAGUGCUGCGGCUUGACACCGUGCACCACCACAGCAUAGCAGACCUGCCCGCACUCCACGCGCAGUGUCAAGACUUCGUGGAGCGGCUAAGGCCCAACCGGGAUGUGGGCAGGAUUGUCGUGCACGGCCUUGGACAGAUACCCUGGGAGGAUCCGGCUGAGGACUGGCGAUACCUGGCCCUGCUGCGCUCCCUCAAGGGCCUCGUCCGGACACACCCGGCGUCCGUCGCUCUAGUUACGCUGCCCACGGGGUCACUUCCCCCGGGCUUCCUGAUGCGCGCGCAGCACGUGGCGGACACCGUUCUAGAGACGCAGGCGGUCGAUGAGGACGACAAGGAACUGGCGGCGAUGUUUUCGUACUACGGCGAGAUCCAGGGGCUGCUUCACGUCCAUAAACUUGCGCUGGUAAACACGCAGGUGCCGUUCAUUCCUGAAGCGACCAGUGUGGCAGUCAGCAUCGUUCGGCGGAAACGACUGACGCUAGAAAAGAUGCAUAUUGCUCCCGCCUUCGAUGAUGAUGUGCAAGAGGCUGGUGCCGGCGGCAGUCGAGCGGCCGUUUCAGCGGUCGCAUGUGUGGGGCCCAAAAACGCCCCGUCGGUUCUCGACUUCUGACUGUUCGUCAGGUGAUCAAGCCGAGGGCGGUGCAGAUUUAUCACGCUGAGUCAGCUGCUCAUGCAAUCGCUCACGUGGAUAGUUUCCUCUCGAUAUUGAGUGGCAUAAGCUCACUGUGAUUGGUUUGUGCCUACUGCUAACCAAUCAAUCAUCAUAAGUGGCCGCCCACAAUCUGCACAUUGGACUGUGCAGUCGCGU
This is a messenger RNA of Klebsormidium nitens, 1593 nucleotides long. NCBI's taxonomy places the organism in Eukaryota, Viridiplantae, Streptophyta, Klebsormidiophyceae, Klebsormidiales, Klebsormidiaceae. The record is from the annotation of a GenBank genome assembly.